ACCGAAACAGCCUGGUGCCUAAGACUAAAUGUUCGUUCCGUCACGUUGCUUGUUAUGACCUGCAGAGGAAGCCGCGAUGGCCUUCCCGCGCAUGUGUCCUCCCAACUUCCUUCUCUCUAGUACCCUUCUCAUCCACCUGUCCUGAAGCUCUUUGUAUCGCGCGCGUCUGUUUCUUGUUCGAGAGUCAGUAUUGAGACAGUUCAGUGCUCCUUUAGAUCACCAUGUCGAAGCUCUUCGUAGGAGGUCUUGCCUGGCAUACCGAUGAUGCGACUCUGCGCCAGAAGUUCGAGGAGUUCGGCCAAGUCGAAGAGGCCGUCGUCGUCAAGGACCGCGACACUGGCCGCAGCAGAGGCUUCGGUUUCGUCCGCUUCGCCUCCGACGCUGAGGCUGACACUGCUAUGCAGAACAUGAACAACGUCGAAUUCGAUGGACGCACUGUCCGCGUCGACAAGGCCUCUGACCGCGCUGGCGGCGGUGGUGGCUACAACGGCGGCGGUGGUGGUCGCGGCUAUGGUGGUCAGGGCAGCGGCGGCCAUGGUAAAUCCUCACGCGAACCCCCCUCGACGACUUACGGCGGUGUGCUUUACAACAUAUUGCGCUGUAGAUCUGAUGUUGGGGUUGAGGAAUCUGUUGCCUCUGGUCUUCGAUAGAGGCGAUCGUUCGAGCUCUGGUAGACGCCUUUUCUGACUAGGAUGGGUGCUGGUGGCCCAAUGUGCUUCUCAAGCUUCUUGUACAAGGAUCCUAAAGGUUGC
Molecule: messenger RNA, 752 nt
Organism: Didymella exigua CBS 183.55
Lineage: Eukaryota; Fungi; Ascomycota; Dothideomycetes; Pleosporales; Didymellaceae
Exons: 7
Coding region: 222-650 (142 amino acids)
Molecular function (GO): RNA binding
Source: RefSeq, a predicted model, not a curated record